AAGUAGAAUGAGGAAAUACAAGGUUGCAAUUGUGUUGUUUUGGACAUUCAUUGUCUCAUCUAUCAAAUUAGAAUUGAAAGUUGAAGCACAAUCAUUAUUUUCAGAAGAAGAAAUCCAAGCCAAAUUGAAACUUCUCAACAAGCCAGCAGUAAAAACCAUCAAGAGCGAAGAUGGAGAUAUAAUUGAUUGCAUUAAUAUCUACAAACAAUCUGCCUUUGACCAUCCUGCAUUAAAAAAUCACACAAUUCAGAGGACACCUAUGUUUUUUCAAGAGUCACAGUACCUAAGCACAAAAUAUGAUUCAGAAGCAAACAUAAAAGUAUUCCAGACAUGGCAAAAAAGAGGAAGUUGUCCAAAAGGAACCAUCCCCCUUCGAAGAAUUCUAAAGAAUGAUUUAAUGAGAGCUGCUUCUCUUAAUCGUUUUGGAUUAAAAUCACCAACAUUGUUUCUCAAUUCAACAAACACUUACCUUAAUUCCAUCAACCUCAAUGGAUCCUAUGCAGUUGUUCCUCAAAGUCGUUCGGGAGCACAUCUUGCAGCAUCGGGAUCCAGUUAUAUAGGUACCCAAGCAAAUAUAAAUGUUUGGAAUCCUAAGAUUGAACUACCAAAUGAUUUCACAACUUCUCAAAUUUGGCUUAAAGCUCCCAAUGGUUUUGAUUUUGAAAGCAUCGAAGCAGGAUGGAUGGUAAAUCCAGAAUUUUAUGGUAACAAUGACACUCGAUUUUUUAGCUAUUGGACUAAAGAUUCAUAUAGAUCAACAGGUUGCUUUGAUCUCACUUGCUCUGGAUUUGUGCAAACAGCCACCAAUGUAGCACUUGGUGCCACAAUAAAACCCAUAUCAUCUACUUCUGGUCAACAAUUUGAAUUCAAUGUUGGAAUAUUCUUGGAUGAGUCAGGAAAUUGGUGGCUUAAAGUGAAUAAUAACAUUCCAAUAGGUUAUUGGCCAGGUGAAUUAUUUGAAACAUUAAAGCAUAGUGCAACAUUGGUUCAAUGGGGUGGAGAAGUGUUUAGUCCACAAGUGAAAAUAUCUCCUCACACAGGAACACAAAUGGGUAGUGGAGAUUUUGCUGAAGGUGGAUUUGGUCAUGCAUGUUUCAUAAGAAAUAUAAGGAUUAAGGAUUAUUCAUUGAUGCUUAAGUAUCCAGAAUCUAUAAAUGCAGCAACUCAAGAACCUUCUUGUUAUAAUGUUCUCAAUGAUGUUCAAAGUGGACAAGACCCCACAUUUUAUUUUGGAGGACCUGGACGAACACCUCCCAAUUGUCCUUGAAUUUUUAUUACAUUAAUAAAAU
This is a messenger RNA of Cicer arietinum (chickpea), 1289 nucleotides long. Its product is annotated as protein neprosin-like. NCBI's taxonomy places the organism in Eukaryota, Viridiplantae, Streptophyta, Magnoliopsida, Fabales, Fabaceae. The record is from RefSeq and is a predicted model, not a curated record.